UGGGGUUAAAUUCCUUUUUUAAAAAUCACACAGAUUUUGAACAGAACUCAGAAUUGAGCAAACAGGAACUGGUGUCACACAUUGACAGGACCAUCUCUACUGCUGUGUUUCGGCGGCAACAGGGAUCACAGACUGCAGACUGACAGCUCUGGUUACCACCAAAGAGAACACCGUCACCAUGGGUGAACCAAACACUCCUUUCUAUGUGCUUGACUUCGAAUCCUUUUACGAAGAGACGUUCAACGUCACGCUCGACGACAGCACCGUCUACGAGAUGAACGAGAAGACCCUGGUCUGUGCCGAUGCGGCCCUGCCAACCGUGGUUCGCGUCGUCAUGAGUUGCUUCUACGUCCACAUCUUCCUGGUGGCUCUGCCCGGGAACCUGGUGGUGGGGCUGGUCGUAAGGUCCUGCAAGCAGAGCCUCUCCCCCUCGGACGUCUACCUGUUCCACCUGGCGGUGGCCGACACCCUGCUGGCGCUCACCCUGCCCUUCUGGGCCGCCUCGCUGGUGUGGGGCUGGGUGUUCAACAGCACCCUGUGCAAGCUGGUCAGCCUGGUGCGGGAGGUCAACUUCUACAGCAGCAUCCUGUUCCUGGUGUGCAUCAGCGUGGACCGCUACCUGGUGAUCGUGCGCGCCAUGGAGACCAGGAGGGAGCGGCGGAGGCUGUGGAGCUGGGUCGUGUGCGGUGCCGUCUGGGCGGCGGGAGCCGUCCUCUCCCUGCCCGUGCUCUAUUACGAGGUCUUUGUCCCCGAAGGGGGGAAGCAGGCGGUGUGCAUGGAGAACCACGACCCGGAGAACGCGCGGGCGCUGCGCCUGGUCACCCGCCUGCUGCGCCACACGCUGGGCUUCCUGCUGCCGCUGGCGGCCAUGCUGGGCUGCUACUGCGUGACGGUGGCGCGGCUCCUCCGCACGCGCGGCUUCCAGAAGCAGCGCGCCAUGCGGGUCAUCGUGGCCGUGGUGGCCGCCUUCCUGCUCUGCUGGACGCCCUACCACGCCGCCGCCAUGGCCGACACCCUGAUGAGGGCCCGGGUGGUGGGCUACGGGUGCGCGGCUCGCCAGGCCGUGGACCUCGCCCUGUCCGCCACGCAGAGCCUGGGGCUCCUGCACUGCUGCGUCAACCCCGUGCUCUACGCCUUCAUCGGGGAGAAGUUCCGCAGGAACCUGCUGCACCUCUGCAGGAGGAAGGGGGGCCUGGAGCGCAGAUCCGCCUCUCGCUACAGCCGCUCCACCUCCCAAACCUCGGAGGCCAUCUCCCCUGUCAUGUGACCAGGGACACUGCUCAAACCUCAGAGGCCAACUCCCCUGUCAUGUGACCAGGAACGUUGCUCAGACCUCAGAGGCUAAGUCCCCUGUCAUGUGACCUGGAACAUAGCUCAAACCUCAGAGGCCAACUCCCCAGUCAUGUGACCAGGAACACUGCUCACACCUCAGAGGCUAACUCCCCUGUCAUGUGACCAGGAAAAAUAAUGGUUAGGGAACUGGGAUCAUAACUUUAAGGUUGCCAGUUCUGUUCCCUGGUAGGACAGUGCCAUUGUACCCUUGAGCAAGGUACUUACUAUAACCUGAAUUGCUUCAGUCUGCACCCAGCUGUUUAACUGAAUACUAUCUAAAAAUGCAAAAGUUGUAGUUGUUGUUGCUCUGGAUAAGAGCAUGUGAUAAUGCCUGUAAUGUAAAGUAAUUUUGGGUUGGGGGAGGGGGGAGGGGAGAGGGUUGCUGAAAGCGCAUGCAUUGUUUAAAUUGAACUGUCUCACAGAUCAUCAUCGAUCCCUCAACAAGGAAACCAAGGUCUUGGCCUAUUUCUAUAGAAAUGUUUGUGAUUCAUUAUCUCAUUUUCAAAGUUUCAUUUGCACAUUAAACAUGACCACAAAUA
Molecule: messenger RNA, 1871 nt
Organism: Anguilla rostrata (American eel)
Lineage: Eukaryota; Metazoa; Chordata; Actinopteri; Anguilliformes; Anguillidae
Gene: cxcr1
Product: C-X-C chemokine receptor type 1
Exons: 2
Coding region: 179-1267 (362 amino acids)
Biological process (GO): positive regulation of cytosolic calcium ion concentration; G protein-coupled receptor signaling pathway; immune response
Cellular component (GO): external side of plasma membrane; membrane
Molecular function (GO): C-C chemokine receptor activity; C-C chemokine binding; C-X-C chemokine receptor activity
Source: RefSeq, a predicted model, not a curated record